Messenger RNA from Raphanus sativus (radish), 1241 nucleotides. RefSeq names its product F-box/kelch-repeat protein At3g13680-like. NCBI's taxonomy places the organism in Eukaryota, Viridiplantae, Streptophyta, Magnoliopsida, Brassicales, Brassicaceae. The record is from RefSeq and is a predicted model, not a curated record. The coding region runs from base 119 to 1150 and encodes 343 amino acids. The transcript has a single exon.
UAGGGUUCCAUUGACAUCCCUAAGCGCAGUGCGAUCCACUUGCAAAAAGUGGAACUCUAUCUCUAAAUCUCAGGUUUUGUGUGAAUCAGCAGCAAGAAGGAAGCAGUUUCUAGGGUUCAUGAUGAAGGAUUUUAGAGUUUGCUCUAUGAAGUUUGAUCUCCAAGGAAUCCAAAACGAAGCAGACUUCGUUGAUCCAUCUAUAAAGCAAGUAAGUGUAUUUGACCAAGUAGAGAUAUCUCAAAUCUUUCAGUGUGAAGGCUUAUUGCUAUGCGUCACUAGAGACAAGUCAAGGCUCUUGGUAUGGAAUCCUUAUUUGGGGCAAAUGAAUUGGACCCAACAAGGAAAUAAUUUCAGCAAUAUAGACAAGUAUGCUCUCGGAUAUGACAAGAACCGUAACCACAAAAUCUUGAGGAUUUUCAGUGAGCGUGGAAGCUACGGCGAGAAAAUUGUUCUUGGGUAUGAAAUCUUCGAUUUGAGCUCUAAUACAUUGAAGGUUCGUAAUGUCAAUGCCGACUGGAAUAUAGAUUAUUAUCAACGUGGCGUGUAUUUGAAGGGACAUGCUUAUUUUUUGGCUAAAAAGGAGGACACAGGAAUAGGAGAAUAUGAUAAUGGCUAUAUAAUCUCUUUCAAUUUUACAACAGAGAGAUUUGGUAAACUGCUGCCUCUGCCGUUUGAGACUAAAAUUUCAGAUGAACUUGUUUUAUCAUGUGUGAGAGAAGAGCAACUCGCGGCAUUACAUCAAAGCUCUGCGGUUGGUCAAGCAUUGGAGAUUUGGGUCACGAAUAAGAUUGAUCCAUGUGAGGUUUCGUGGAGCAAGUUCUUAAGGAUCACCUACGGUUUUAGGGAUGGUAAUCUAGCUGGGAGUUUCUUCGUUGACGAAGAGAGGAGAGUUGCUGUGGUUGUCGAUCAAGAGGAUUAUAAAGGACCUAACGUGAACCGUCACAACCAAAAAGUCCACAUAAUUGGACAAGAUGGAUGCUUCAAAUCUGUAUAUAUAGGAGAGGUUCGGUAUCUUGGAAAACGUGGCAGGUUUGGAUAUAUGACAUAUGACAUAUGUCGCCCACUUGUGUGCUCUUCUUUUGUUCCAAGCUCAGUGUCACUACAAACCAAACAACCGCGCGGAAAGUUAGAAGAAAGUGAAACUAAUUAGUUCUAUGUACACUACUUUGUGUUUGUUGCGUCAUAUUCAUCUUCUAAAAAUUACUAGUUUGUGUUUUGCUAUUUAAUCAUAUAAUAAAGAA